Molecule: messenger RNA, 1850 nt
Organism: Echinops telfairi (small Madagascar hedgehog)
Lineage: Eukaryota; Metazoa; Chordata; Mammalia; Afrosoricida; Tenrecidae
Gene: KLHDC8A
Product: kelch domain containing 8A
Exons: 5
Molecular function (GO): protein binding
Source: RefSeq, a predicted model, not a curated record
GACUUCCAGUGGAAGCGCCUGGCGCCGCUGCCCAGCCGCCGGGUGUACUGCGCCCUGCUGGAGACCGGGGGGCAGGUCUAUGCCAUCGGUGGAUGUGACGACAACGGUGUCCCCAUGGACUGCUUCGAGGUCUACUCCCCGGAGGCGGACCAGUGGACCGCCCUACCGCCCUUGCCCACGGCCCGGGCCGGCGUGGCCGUCACCGCGCUGGGGAAGAGGAUCAUGGUGAUCGGAGGUGUGGGCACCAGCCAGCUGCCCCUGAAGGUCGUGGAGAUGUACAACAUCGAUGAAGGCAAGUGGAAGAGGAGGAGCGUGCUCCGUGAGGCGGCCAUGGGCAUUUCCGUCACAGCCAAAGAUUACCGCGUGUACGCUGCAGGUGGCAUGGGCCUGGACCUCCGUCCCCACAACCACCUCCAGCACUAUGACAUGCUCAAGGACAUGUGGGUGUCCCUAGCCCCCAUGCCCACCCCGAGAUACGCUGCCACCUCCUUCCUCCGAGGUUCCAAGAUCUAUGUGUUGGGGGGACGGCAGUCCAAGUAUGCGAUCAACGCCUUUGAGGUCUUUGACAUCGAGACGCGCUCCUGGACCAAGUUUCCUAACAUCCCUAGUAAGCGGGCCUUCUCCAGCUUUGUGACCCUGAACAACCGCCUGUAUAGCCUGGGAGGCCUGCGGCAGGGCCGGCUCUACCGGCAGCCCAAGUUCCUGCGGACCAUGGACGUGUUCGACGUGGAGCAGGGGGGAUGGCUGAAGGUGGAACGCUCCUUCUUCCUCAAGAAGCAGCGGGCAGACUUUGUGGCUGGCUCUCUGAGUGGCCGGAUCGUCGUGGCCGGGGGACUGGGGAACCAGCCCACAGUCCUGGAGACAGCAGAGGCGUUCCACCCGGGGAAGAACAAGUGGGAGCCUCUCCCUACCAUGCCUACACCCCGCUGUGCCUGCUCCAGCAUUGUCCUCAAGAACUGUCUCCUGGCUGUUGGGGGUGUCAACCAGGGUCUGAGCGACGCCGUGGAAGCCCUGUGUGUCUCGGACGCCUAGCUGCCCCAGCCGAGCACCUUUCCCUGGUUUGCAUCACCCUCUGGACGUGAGCAGUGGUCGCUUCAAAGCAGGCUAGGCCACUUCCCAGGGUGCCAGCUCCGGUCAGCAGCCCCUGGGCCAGGCCCUGGGCCUCUAGGAGCUGUCCCUUUCCUUUGAGUCCCAGAAAGUCAUCAAGAGUGCAGGCAACUCCACCAGCCCCAGGGUAGAGCUCAGCUAUCUCCUGGGGAGAGGCCCCAUUAUUGCUCAGGCCCAGAAAGACCCAGGGGUCUCUCCCAGCACCCCCUUCUUGGAACCCCCCCCCCUCCACCUCUUGAGUUACCCAAGACCCACCUCCCCCCAAGCUCCGGGACAGGAAGGAGGGAGGGCGUUGUUGGCCUGCAGGCUGAGUUGCUGUCACUGCCCUUUGUCCAGCUCUGAGCUAGUCUGAGGUUUUCUUUCCUCCCCUUUGGUCUCUGUCCAUCCCCUGUGUGGUAGUCCGAGACCGGCCUGCCCAGGACCCCAUCUACACAGCAGGACUUGGGAGCCAGAGGCUGCUGAAUUGGGAGGGAAGUGGGGUUCUCCUGGCCCCUGGUCCUGAUGGGAAUGUGAUGAUGGGAAGGAGCAGGCUCCCUGCCAGGGCCUGCGCCCCUUCUCUCCUCGCUUCUCUUCUCCUGCCUCCUGCUCCCUGUAGAAGCCUGGCCUUUGUCCCUGACAUUUCCCAGAGUGUGGUCCCUGUGAUACCUUCCCGCAUUCACACUGUGGCAUCAGAAUCCACCACCAAUGGAUGAACUGCACUCUGAUCAAUAGCAGCAGCACAAUGAUUAAAAUCUAUAUUCAUA